AUGAUUGCAUCUACUCCAAUUGAACCAAUUGCGGUAGUGGGCUUGUCGUUCCGUCUUCCCGGUGGAACUCACGACGUGCAGGGCUUGUGGGAGCUUCUCGAAAGCGGCGAACGAGCAUGGAUUGAUAUUCCCGCAGAGCGAUAUGAUGGAGAGACCGAGUAUCCUGGCGUUGGAAUAAGCAACCACCGGGGUGGGCACUUCCUCUCCGGUGAUGUUUACAACUUUGACAAUGACUUCUUCGGGCUUUCCAAAUCCGAGGUUGCUGCAGUCGAUCCGCAGCUACGACUCUUACUGCAGCUAGCGUAUGAGGCACUCGAGAGUGGCGGAGUUUCAGGUGAAAACAUCCUAGGAACUGCAACCUCCGUGUAUACAGCAGUUUCAACCACAGAAUAUGACCGACACUUGAAUAAGGACAUAGUGGAGUUUCCAGCCGCCCAUACAAGUGGCGUGAAACCCUCGAAUUGCAUCUCCCAGUUCUUGCGCCUGCACGGGCCCUCAUUGACCUUAGACUCGAAAGACUCUGACGGUCUGGUCGCGCUUCACUUAGCGUGUCAAAGCCUGCGCAAUGAAGAUUCAGAAAUGGCUCUGGUGGCUGCAUCCAACCUACAUCUUCUUACCAGCACUGGAGAGAGUUAUCCCUUCGAUGAGCGCGGCGAUGGCUAUGGCCGUGGCGAGGCCGCAGUUGCCCUCGUUUUAAAACGACUGGAUGCCGCCGUGCGAGAUGGAAAUCCAGUGCGUACCAUCAUCCGCAACAGUGGCAUCGGCCAAUGUCAAACCAAGCUAGCUCGGAUGACAUACGCUCGUGCUGGGUUGUUACCAGAGGAAGUUAUGUAUGUUGAGGCGCAUGGCACGGGCACCAAGGCAGGCGAUCACGAAGAGCUGAAUGCCAUCGCAGAAGCUUUCGGAGGCUCUAAAGACCGCUCGGUUCCUCUUUAUGUUGGAUCUACCAAGGGCUCGAUAGGGCACGGCGGGAGCGCAGCUGGUUUGUCAAGCUUGCUGAAAGCAGCUGUCAUGUUGGACCGUGAAGUAAUUCCUCCAGUUGCCGGCUUCAACAACCCGCAAGCGGGUCUUCCAUUGGAUAGGAUUUCCAUCCCAACCAAACCGGUUCCCUGGCCCACUUACCCUGGAAUUACACCUCGUGUCUCGAUUAACAGCAUUGGGUCUGACGGUGCCAAUGCCCACGUCAUUCUCGAGCAGGGAUUACGGAACCCCCAUACAGCAUCGAUGUCUAGCUCCCCUCGUCUUUUCAAUUUUUCGGCCAACAGUCUGGUCUCACUGAAGGCGAAAGUUGCUGCAUACGAGAACUGGAUCAAAGAUAAUUCCGAGAAUACUCCGUUGGCCGAUCUCUCAUACACGCUCUUGCACCGUCGCUGUGACAUGGCAUAUCGAUUCAGCGCAGUGACCGAAAACCAAGAAUCGCUCCUGCGGCUCCUCGACCAGUCCCACGGACUCCCAAUCACGAAAUCACCAGCCACAGAGCCAGAUGUGGUCGCUGUAUUCAGUGGCCAAGGCUCCCAGUGGGCUGGCAUGGGUCGCGAGCUAUUGCUGAACCAAACAACAGCGUCUGAUGUCUUCCGUGAUUCUGUGCGCAUCUCCCGAGACAUACUUUGCAAAUUGGGUGCCAGGUGGGACCUAGAAGAGGAGCUUCUUCGUGACAAAGGGACUUCCCGACUAAACGAAGCUGAGCUGUCGCAGCCUGCCACCACGGCUCUCCAAAUCGCUCUUGUUGCCUUGCUCCGGGCCUAUGGGUUGAAAUUUCGCGGAGUCGUAGGGCACUCAAGUGGUGAAAUAGCCGCGGCUUUUUUGGCAGGUCAUCUCUCGCAAGAGAGAGCCUUGACAAUUGCCUUUCAUUGUGGCUUUUUGGCCGCUGCUGCAAAAUUGAAAGGAUUGGAACAAGGUGCCAUGUUGUCAGUUGGCCUCGGUGAAGAUGAUGUUGCAAAAUAUCUUGACAAUCUGGCGAACGGAGAGGCCGUGAUUGCGUGUGUCAAUAGUUCCAACAGCGUGACCAUUUCCGGUGAUCUGAGUGCCAUUGAUGAGAUAGAUAAGCGCAUUGCCUUGGCGGACGACGGAACCUUUCAUCGCAAAGUGGUUGUUGAGACGGCAUAUCAUUCGCACCACAUGAGUGCUGUGGCCGACUACUAUCGGUUCCGCCUUGGUACCUUGAACGCUGAGAGCAAUACUACUCCUGAUGAGAAUGUUGUAUUCGUGUCAUCUGUCACCGGGCAAGUGAAGACGGCUGGAUUCGACGCCGAGUAUUGGAUCUCCAAUAUCGUAUCACCAGUGCGCUUCAAUGAUGCUAUUCAAACACUUUCCAAGGAAGGUCUUCACCCCCAAAAACACGCCUUUUUCGUGGAAGUAGGUCCUCAUCCAGGCUUGUCCGGCCCAGUCCGACAGAGUCUAAGUCACCCAGAUGUGCCAAAGCUUUUGUUCGACUACCACCCGGUGUUGCAGCGCAAGGUGGACUCGAUAACCAGCGCGCUGACUCUGGCCGGCAAGCUUUUUGAACGCGGCGUCAAAGUGGAAUGGGAUACCGUGUCUGCAAUGACUCACGGCGCAGACGAAGCAGCGGUGCUGUAUGAUCUUCCUGCAUAUUCAUGGGACCAUUCAACUCAGCACAACCAGGAAUAUCGCCUUACGCAGGCUUAUCGCUUGCGCAAUGAGCCAUAUAAUGAGCUACUCGGUCUGCCAGUUCUUGAUGCAACAGAUUCUCAACCUCGCUGGAGGCAUUCCAUUAGCCGAUCGUCGCUGCCAUGGCUGGCUGACCAUGCCAUCAACGGAGUUACUAUGUUUCCCAGUGCAGGCUAUAUUUCCAUGGCCAUUGAAGCCGUGACGCAGCUCUCACGUCGGCGUUUUCCAGUCUCUCCGCUUGGGACGUUGGCACUUCACGAUGUUGAAUUCAAGCGGAAACUGUUUAUGCCAGAUGAUGCACAACACGUUGAACUUCAACUGAGCCUCCAGCAACAUCCUGGCGCGGAUAUUGCCUUUGACUUCUCAAUUGCGGCCCUUUCUGACAGCACUGGUCACUGGCAUACUCAUGCUACAGGAAGAAUCGAGGCUGAGUUUACGGAAGAGGACAGCAGUGUAAGAGCAGACACUCUGGUUGCGAAUCCCCCUCUGUUGCCAGUUGAUAGCCACAUCAUUGCCCACAAGGACCUUUACAGGGACUUGGAUUCCGUCGGUAAUACAUAUGGCCCUGCCUUUACCGGAAUCAGCUCCAUUAAGGUCGCACCUGAUGGAUCGCAAGCAUCUUCGUCCUUGACUGUACUGGACGUUGCGGCCAAGAUGUCCGAUGGGCUCCAGCGUCCAGCCAUCAUCCACCCAUCUACUCUUGAAAGCAUGUUCCAGACUGUCUUCCCGUUGCAGUCCCUUCGUCUUGGACCUGGGCCAAUCAUUCCAGAGCUCAUCGGUGAGCUGUUAGUCGCCACAUCACCCUUUCUACAUGCUCCAGGUUCAACUUUGGAAAUAUCCACACGUCCCAACUUCGUUUCUGAUUCCGCUAUUUGGAGUAUCUCUUCCACCUAUGGUGACAAGCAGGUGCUUUCAAUAUCGGGUGUAAAGUUUGAAAGUCUUGCAAAAAGCCCGAGCAGCCUCAAACGUAAUGCUGACGACGACGAUGAUACUGCGAACAUCUGUUUCGAGCUACGCUUGCAACCCGACCUCGAUUAUUUGCGGGCUGACGACAUGGCCCAAAGCCUUUCAUUUGCAGAUAUCGUUGGGCUUCUUGCUUCAAAAAAAGAUGAUCUAACCAUGAUCGGGCUCGGGGCUGGGGUUGAUCUGUCGGAAGAGUUUAUCGCUUCUUUCGAGUCCCCCAAUAACAAAAUAACGUCUUUCGAUUUUGUUGACACGUCACCUGGUCUUUUCGAUGAAGCCGCCACGCGUCUAGAGAGCCCCUCUAUACAGUUCCGGACCAUGUUCCCCACCAGCAACCCUAGUAUGCGUGGCCUUCAGACUAGAUCUUAUGAUUUGGUUCUGGCUGCCUCGGCCAAGUGGCUGGGUCAGGCUGAACUGCUGGUCAAACCUAACGGCUUUGUGCUUCUUCGGUUGAAUCAACGCGAGUCCAAGGAAUACAAUUUGCAGAACACAGUGUCCACGUCACUGGCCGAACACUUUGCUUUCCAAGACGACCCUAGCGGCAGACUUGUUGUCCUAAAAUGGCCUUCCAGAGUCCAUGAACUGCCGAGUAUCCACAUUCUCAUGCAUUCCACGUUCAAACAUGCCCCGGCCUGGGCGGUUGGUCUGGUUCGCGCAUUACAGUUUCUUAAUGUGAAUGUCUCGGUCAAUCGAUUGACUAGCAGUGCGCUCGAGGCUCUCCAACACAAAUACGCACUAGGUGACAACAGCAAUGACACCGUUCUCAUCCUUGAUGAUCAGCCGGAGCAUCCUAUCCUUGCGGACCCGGUCGCCUCAGCUGCAAUGACCACUCUCUUGGCACAUCCUUCACGUAUCGUUUGGCUGAGUCCCGAUGUCCCUCCAUCUUUCCAUCAAAACGAGAGUCUUGCCCGUACUGCGCAUGUCGAAAACGAUGACUUGCGUCUCACUACCAUUCAUGCAUCCUCGCUCUUCCUUGCAAGCGAAGACAACCAAAAGCGCCUGGUUGAUAUUGUGAUUGGCACAAUAAACCAGGUGUCCAAUAUGAACACACUCCACAUGGAACGUGAAUAUCGAGUUCGCAGUAAUGGCGCUGUCAUGGUCCCGCGUCUACAUCGCAGUGAGAGACUUGACUAUGCCAUCGCCGAUUCUGGAAGUGCUGGUGCCGAGAGUGAAGCGCAACGAAUCGCCACCAGUGAAAGGCCCCUGGUACUCUCGCCUGACAGCACCGGCUUGUUCUUGGAGGACAGCAAAAUAUUUGCGACGCAUCUAGCUGCAGAUUCUAUUGAAAUUCAGUCUGAGAAUUUUGCCAUCGCGGAGCUGGAUUCUUGCACAAAGAUGGGCUCAUAUGCAGGUCUUGUCACCAGCGUCGGUUUCAAUGUCAUUUCACUGGCGCCAGGUGAUCAUGUCAUUGCCCUGGCCCCAGUCGUGGGAACGACUCGACUUCGCCUACCAGUCACACUCGCCGGUAGGCUACCUAUGAAGGUAUCAGCCCCCAGCGCCACUGCAAUGCUUUUAGAAGCCAUGACGGCGUCGUACGCCAUCCGUGAAGUGGGUCGUAUGGUUCCAAGCCAGGGGACUGUACUCAUCCAUGGAGCUUGCACUGCCGUGGGUCGGGCUGCUGUGGGCAUUGCCAGAUCUAUCGGCAUUCGUGUCGUUGCAACUGCCGCCAGCUCGACUGAAGCUCGAGUACUAAAAGAGCAACUGGGAAUUAACCCCUCGGAUGUAUUGGUGAUCCGCCCUUCGUUCCAUCGACGCUUACCGCGUGAUGUCUUCCCCGGUGGACUCGACGCUGUGAUUCAUGCAGCGGGAAAUGCAACGCCAGCAGAAGAGGCACUCGCCCACAUCAAGCCGUUUGGCAGCGUGGUGGUCAUUGGACGCUCAUCCCCAUCGAUAUCAUCCAAUCUUCCGCCAAAUGUGGCUCUUCAUUUUGUCGACAUCGAAGGUAUUGUCGCGGGCCGACCCGAUCUGACUGCCACCCUUAUCUCCCAAGCGACAGCUGCAUUCCAGCAUAUACCGAUGGAUGGACUCGAUUUGGCGAUCCGAGAUGUCGAUGAAGCUGCAGAUGCUCUUGGCUUGUUGAAAGAUGGCACUGCAUCAAAGGUUGUUCUUCAAAUCCGCUCCGAUUCGACUGUCCCUGUUCUUCUUCCUCCAAAGUAUGACCCCUGGUCCAAUCAAGACGCCACAUACCUUAUCGCAGGCAACCUGGGGAGUCUCGAGCAGCAUAUUACGAUGAAAAUGGUGCGUCGCGGCGCCAUGCAUGUUGCCGUGGUGUCGAGUGGUCUCGUAGAUCCCAACGACAAAAAGAGCCUACAAGCGAAACUGCAGGCUAUCCGACCCGGAGCUUGUCUGUAUAUCCUUCAAGGAGAUAUCUCAUCAGAAUCAAGUCUCGAAGAUAUAUCUUCUACUCUUGCUGGCCAUGGUGCACCUAUAGUUCGCGGAAUCAUCCAGACGGCCGCCGCUGAAAUUGUGUAUCACGAAGGCGAAAUUAAUGGAAAGCCCGCUCUUUACCGUGUUUUUGAAUCUCCCAAAUUGGCGUUCUUCCUUUCAGUAUCAUCGGUCAACAAUCUCCUUGGAAAUAGCAUUGAUGCCAAUUCCACUGGUGUCAGCCCGUGGCAGGAUUCCCUGGCGCAUCAGGAGCACCCACAUUCGUCAUCCCAGACCCACUUCAUGACCGUGAAUCUUGACUGGACCGAGGACGCUUUGUUGGCAGAAGACGAUGAUACUCAGUACGAUCACCAGCGGGUUGGUUUAAAGCCUGUCAAAUUGGAACAUCUUACUCGCUUUCUUGAUUAUAUCCUGGGUGCGACUGUUGAACCCAACGGGGCCGGCAUUUCCCAGGCCGUCAUUGGUUUCGACGCCGAGUCUUUGGCCGGCGCAACCGCGGGAAAUGGCCCUAUUCACUCUGCCUUGUUCCGUGAGGCUCGACGCGGCAUAAAUGAGGCCACCGUCGGGGAUGAUGACUCUGCAGAGGAGCAAUCGUUUGAGCAAGUGAUCGCCGACGGUAGCGCGGAGAUUGUGGCCCAGUUCAUCCUGCGUGCAAUAACAAGAAAAAUAUCCCAGCUGCUUUCGGUAGAUGUGGGAACUGUUGAUGAAAUACUGGCUCUGGGCUUGGACUCUCUGGUUGCUGUCGAAUUGCGCAAUUGGAUCUUGCAACGGUUUGAGGCGACAUUGCAGUCGUCAGAUAUGCUGGUAAACCAAACUCCGCGUGCACUUGCGGAAAAGGUUGUAGCACAAUCUAGCCUAGUGAAAGCUCUUGGUUAA
Molecule: messenger RNA, 6852 nt
Organism: Penicillium atrosanguineum
Lineage: Eukaryota; Fungi; Ascomycota; Eurotiomycetes; Eurotiales; Aspergillaceae
Product: type I polyketide synthase
Exons: 3
Coding region: 1-6852 (2283 amino acids)
Biological process (GO): fatty acid biosynthetic process; secondary metabolite biosynthetic process
Molecular function (GO): oxidoreductase activity; fatty acid synthase activity; phosphopantetheine binding
Source: RefSeq, a predicted model, not a curated record